Molecule: messenger RNA, 1800 nt
Organism: Truncatella angustata
Lineage: Eukaryota; Fungi; Ascomycota; Sordariomycetes; Amphisphaeriales; Sporocadaceae
Product: endoplasmic reticulum-golgi intermediate compartment protein 3
Exons: 4
Coding region: 305-1609 (434 amino acids)
Biological process (GO): retrograde vesicle-mediated transport, Golgi to endoplasmic reticulum; endoplasmic reticulum to Golgi vesicle-mediated transport
Cellular component (GO): Golgi membrane; endoplasmic reticulum membrane; COPII-coated ER to Golgi transport vesicle
Source: RefSeq, a predicted model, not a curated record
GUGGAAUCGAAUCCAUACAUAGUUUAUUUACUAUUUGCGAAACCAUACAGGCGCACACUGGGAAUCACCAUUUGUUUGCUGUCCAGUGAAUCCAAUGCAGCGACCACGGGACAAUUGAAGUCGCCGCUGUACCUUUGAGCCCUCCGUUCCUUUCUCACUUCGCUUCUGCCUGUACCCCCGCGGUAUUUUCUUAUUCCAGGGCCUAGCCUAGCCUUGCGCGAGCCGUGACCUGCGACCUGCGUCCUGCGUCCUACCCUGAACCGUACCGAGACGAAACUCUGCGCUUCAUAACUUGCCCCUCAAAAUGCCUCCCAAGUCGAGGUUCACAAGGCUCGAUGCCUUCACAAAGACGGUAGAAGAUGCGAGAAUACGGACGACGUCAGGUGGUGUUGUUACCAUUGUCUCCUUGCUCGUCGUGCUGUGGCUUGCUUGGGGAGAAUGGGCCGACUACAGGAGGAUAGUCAUCCACCCUGAGCUGAUCGUCGACAAAGGCCGUGGAGAGCGCAUGGAAAUCCACAUGAACAUCACCUUUCCCCGGCUGCCCUGUGAGCUUCUGACACUGGAUGUGAUGGAUGUCUCCGGCGAACAACAGCACGGCGUCAUGCACGGCGUAAGCAAGGUCAGACUUGAGUCCACUGCUCACGGCGGUGGUGUGAUCGACAUCAAGGCCUUGUCACUGCACGAUGAUAGUGAAGCUGCAACGCAUCUCGACCCCGAGUAUUGCGGGAGCUGUUACAGCGCCCCCGCGCCUAGCGGUGCUACCAAGCCCAACUGUUGCCAAACCUGCGACGAAGUCCGAGAAGCAUACGCGCAGGCUUCGUGGGCAUUUGGAAGAGGUGAAAAUGUCGAACAGUGCCAACGGGAGCACUAUGCUGAAAAGCUGGACGAGCAAAGGCAGGAAGGCUGCCGCAUCGAGGGCGGCCUGCGAGUCAACAAGGUGGUUGGAAACUUCCACUUUGCUCCUGGCCGAAGUUUCAGCAAUGGCCCCAUGCACGUUCACGACCUCAAGAACUACUGGGAGAGUCCCGUCAAGCACUCUUUCGAGCACACUAUCCACCAUUUGCGCUUUGGUCCCCAACUCCCUGAGGAUAUCCAGAAGAAGAGCUCCAAGAAGAGCCCGUGGACCAACCACCACCUGAACCCCCUCGACGAUGUCAAGCAAAGCACCGACGACCCAAACUUCAACUUCAUGUACUUUGUCAAGAUUGUCCCAACGUCGUACCUGCCAUUGGGCUGGACGGCAGGAUCCAACCAAGGACCUGAUGAGAGCUCUUGGAUUGGUAGCUACGGCCAGGCUUAUGACGGUAGCUUGGAGACUCAUCAAUACUCGGUCACCAGCCACAAGCGAAGCUUGGCCGGCGGCGAUGAUAGCGCUGAGGGUCACAAAGAGCGUCUCCAUGCCCGGGGUGGUAUCCCUGGUGUCUUCUUCUCAUACGACAUCUCCCCCAUGAAGGUUGUUAACCACGAGGAGCGUGCCAAGACAUUCACUGGCUUCCUGACAGGCCUCUGUGCUAUCCUUGGUGGCACGCUUACAGUGGCGGCAGCUGUGGAUCGCGGUCUCUUCGAGGGAGCGACCAGAAUCAAGAAGCUGCGCACGAAAGAUCUAUAGAAGCGAGCAGUAAUCGCGUAGUGUAUGAGGAAGGCUUGUGUCAAUGGUUCUCUCAUUAAAAGAUGCAUAGGAAGUGGCGUUACCGGCUAGCUUUUUGAAAUAUCAAUGGAUUUCUUCUCGACCCGAUCCUGCGAAUUAUUCACCACGAGAUUUCGCUACGUCUAUCACCCGCCAUGUGAUCGUUUAGUUAU